Molecule: messenger RNA, 908 nt
Organism: Callorhinchus milii (elephant shark)
Lineage: Eukaryota; Metazoa; Chordata; Chondrichthyes; Chimaeriformes; Callorhinchidae
Product: histone H1.2-like
Exons: 1
Coding region: 35-670 (211 amino acids)
Biological process (GO): nucleosome assembly
Cellular component (GO): nucleosome
Molecular function (GO): structural constituent of chromatin; DNA binding
Source: RefSeq, a predicted model, not a curated record
AGCAGCUCCACACACUGAGCCUCUCACAGGGACUAUGGCUGAAACUGCUCCCGCCGCCGUCCAGCCUCCUGCAGCCGCCACCGCUUCGCCCAAAGCCGCCAAGAAGAAGCGCGUUGCCCCGAAGCAGAAACCCGGCUUCAACCUGAUGGAGGAGAUCAAGCAGAUGGUGGCGAGCGCUGAGCAUCGCAGGGGCUUGUCCGUGGUCGCCAUCAAGAAGACUCUGGACGCCAAAGGCUACAAGCCGGAAACUCACAAACACCAGGUCAGGGCUUCUCUGAAGAGACUGACAGACAGUGGUAUCCUGAUCCAGACCACGGGCGUCGGCGCCACCGGCUCCUUCAAACUCAACAAGGACAACGCGGCAAAGAAGCCGACCCCGCGGGGGAAGAAGGCAGCGGCCGCCAAGAAAGCUUCUCCACGGAAGAAACUUACAGCGAAAGAGCCAAGUUCACGCAAGAAACCAUCUGUGCCCAAGAGAGUCAUCAAAGCCAAGUCUCCCGCUGCCAAGAAGCCCCCGAAAGCUGCCGUGAGUAAGAAGCCCAAAUCGGCCAAAAAGCCCGUGAAGAAAGCGGUAAAGAAGCCCUCAGCCCCGAAGAGACCAAGCGGCAAAACCGCCAAACCUUUCCGCAAAGCGCCGGCGGCUAAGAAAACACCAGCCAAAAAGAAGUAACUUCUCCCCUCUGCUGAUAUUAACCCCAAAGGCUCUUCUCAGAGCCACCCAUUCCCUCCCAAACGAGCUGCACCUACCGAGUGCUUCAGGGGAGAGCAGAGUGUCUGUCACAGGAGAGCAGGAAACAGAUAUAAACAGUCGGUACCGGGACCGUUGGCCCGUGUCGGUGGUGGGGUUAAAGCCCCUGACUGUGCGAAUCCUCAUUCCUCCCUCCCGCCUGUCGCGGGGGAGACCGCGG